AGAACAGUUUGUAAAUAAUUAAUUGAGUCAAAGAACCCAGGCUCUUGGAUAAUUACGUACAAAACAAGAAAAACCCACCCGCAAAGUUUCCUCGUGUUUUCUCUGCACAUUCCUUCGGCGAUUACCUUUUCUUCUUGUUUCUCUAGUAAUAAUACAGCACUCUUAAGAAAUCUUCAUAGAAAACAAGGAAAAAAAAAUGAACAUAUUCUCCAAAAAACCUAACCCUAAAGAGGCUCUUCGAGAGAGCAAGAGAGAAAUGCAACACGCAACUAGAGGUAUAGAGAAGGAAAUUGGAUCACUGCAAUUGGAAGAGAAGAAGCUUGUUGCUGAGAUUAAGAGAACUGCUAAAACCGGAAAUGAGGGAGCAACUAAAAUUCUGGCACGGCAACUAAUCAGGCUUAGGCAACAAAUUGCUAACUUGCAGGGUAGUCGAGCUCAAAUGAGAGGCAUAGCCACUCAUACGCAGGCUAUGCAUUCACAGUCCUCAGUUGCUGUUGGCUUGAAAGGGGCUAAUAAGGCAAUGGCAGCUAUGAAUAAGUAAAUGGACCCUACAAAGCAAGCGAAGGUUAUGCGGGAAUUUCAGAAGCAGUCGGCACAAAUGGAUAUGACUACUGAAAUGAUGUCCGAAGCCAUAGAUGAUUCCUUGGACAAUGAUGAGGCUGAAGAGGAAACUGAAGAGCUGACGAAUCAGGUGCUAGAUGAAAUUGGUGUUGAUGUUGCUUCACAGUUGUCAGCAGCUCCAAAAGGCAAGAUCGCCGGAAAAAGUACAGCGGAUGCCAACAGUUCGGGCAUUGAUGAACUUGAGAAGCGAUUGGCAGCUCUCAGAAAUCCAUGAGCUGGAGACUUCAAACCGAGUCCCGUUUUAUCGAUGUUAUGCUUCUACCUACAAGUUUCAUCCGUGCAAGGUUGUACGCAGUCAAAGGUUACGCUUUGUAAAUGUUAUUCUGAGAUGUUACUCGGUGUGGAUUUUCUAUUCCUUGGAUAAUAUUUCAUUGAAUUGAACUGUA
Pistacia vera is the source of this 1007-nucleotide messenger RNA. Its product is annotated as vacuolar protein sorting-associated protein 2 homolog 3. Gene Ontology annotation, cellular component: ESCRT III complex; multivesicular body. The record is from RefSeq and is a predicted model, not a curated record. The transcript has 11 exons. NCBI's taxonomy places the organism in Eukaryota, Viridiplantae, Streptophyta, Magnoliopsida, Sapindales, Anacardiaceae. Gene Ontology annotation, biological process: protein transport; endosome transport via multivesicular body sorting pathway; late endosome to vacuole transport.